Syngnathus acus (greater pipefish) is the source of this 3800-nucleotide messenger RNA. It is a transcript of the gene srrm3, whose product is annotated as serine/arginine repetitive matrix 3. The transcript has 14 exons. Lineage: Eukaryota; Metazoa; Chordata; Actinopteri; Syngnathiformes; Syngnathidae. Gene Ontology annotation, molecular function: mRNA binding. The record is from RefSeq and is a predicted model, not a curated record. Bases 223 to 2097 code for a protein of 624 amino acids.
UCUUUUGCCUUGCCCUCAGCUCCACGGUGAGCUGUCCACUUCAGCACCACAAGCCGAGCACAGGCAGCGGGGACGCGCUAAUGCCGCAAAGGAAGAACGAAGAGGAUCAAGCCACGGCUCAACAUCAGGACCCGGUUUACAAGAUUGCCGAACGCACGUCGAUUGCGGCUGGGGACGCCUGCGACUCCGUAGCCGAAGACUGGAGGAAAGACGACAGUCAUCAUGUAUGAUGCAGCAAGGGUGCCAUCUCCCAAGGAUGGUACAAACGGGGUGAGCAAGCCACUGGUCCCAGCGGCACGACCAGAGAUGGGGGCAACCACGGAAGCGACGGGCGCAACGCCGACUACAGCCCUACAAGCAAAAAGUGAAGAAGCACAGCCAGGUGAAGAAGAAGAAGAAGAGCCUAAAUCACAGCCAGUCUUGGUGAAAAAGCCACGGAGGGAGAUAUUGGACCAUGACAGGAAAAGGAGGGUAGAACUUAAAUGUAUGGAGCUCCAAGAGAUGAUGGAAGAACAAGGGUACACCGAGGAGGAGAUUCGACAGAAAGUCAGCACAUUCCGACAAAUGCUGAUGGACAAAGAGGGGGUCAUCACCAGAGAUGGAUCACAACCAGUGAUCAACCACACGCAUUACUACCCUGAGGAUGACGGCGAAUUGGCUGGUGAUGAAGAGGGAGACUACUAUGCCGAUGACUAUCAGAGUGACAACAGAGUCAAGAGGAAAUCAAGCAGCUCUCCAUCCCCUCGUCGAAAGAAAAGAAAGAAGAAGAAAUCUGGACGUCGGAGAAGUCGGUUUGGCAGCUCAUCACCGAGCCGCAAGGAGAAGAAGAAAAAGAGCGGCAAGAAACACAAGCGUGACAGGUCGCCAUCAGGCUCCAGCAAAAAGAGGAGGUACAGGUCGGGCAGCCCAAAGGACAAACAUAAAGACAAGAAUAAACAGAAAAAGAGGUCCCCCGCCGAGACCCCCAGAAGGAGCGCACAGCGCCAAGGCAGCUGCUACAGCAGCCGCAGCGCGUCUCUGUCAUCCACCGGGAGCACCUCCAAAUCUCCCAGCAGACACAAGAAGGGUGGAAAGAAGGCAGCGAGCGCUUCGCUAUCUCCGGGCCCCGACAGCCCCGCGGCUUGCCGUAAUGGCGACCCCACCCAGCGCGCUCACAAUUGCCACAAAAGCAGCAGCAGCAGCAGACUCAACCACACAGAGGGUGAUAAGGUGCAAGAUAAGCUCCGGAUAGCGGCCACCGGCUCGGCGAGCAUCCAGUCCACUUUACCCAAAGAGCAGAAGCUCCAUAGCGCCUCCAGCAGGAGCAAAUCGGUGCAGAUGUGCACCACAGGUGAAGGUGGAAGCGAGGACAGCUUGAGCACCAGGAGAGCCGCUCAGCGAGGACGCAAUAAGAGCUGCCACUCUCCUGCUCACAGCAGCGACUCGGCACGUUCGCACCAUAACCACACUCACAGAGGAGGGAGGAGCGGCGGCCAUCAGAGAAAGACGAAAAGCAGUCAUUCCUCCAAGCGUCACCAUCGCUCCGGUCGAGGUCAAGCGCACAACCGCAGCCCGUCGGCCUCGCCGGGCCGCCGCUCUCGCACGUCCAGCAGAAAGAAAGAAGUGUCGCGGAGCAAACAGAGACAUCGCAGCAGCUCUUGGAGCAGCGGACAUUCGUCGCUUGCGCACAGGGACCGAGGCGUCAGCAAGAUCAAAUCUCCUCACAACAGACAGAACACCUCCAGAGAGAGGGACAGCCCCAACCGCUGCGACAGCGACGCCGACAGCCGGGCCCGCCGCCGUUCUCGCAGUUACUCGCCCAUUCGCAAACGGAGGAGAGAUUCCCCCAGUUUCAUGGAGGCUCGCAGGAUUACCAGUGCUCGGAAACGUCCCAUCCCGUACUACCGGCCGAGCCCCUCGACGUCCAGCUACGACAGCAGCCCUUCGCGCUCCAGCCGCAGUCGCAGCUACAGCAGCUACAGUCCGAGUCGCAGCAGGAGUCGAAGCAGGAGCAGGAGUCGAAGCCGUAGUCGCAGCUGGAGUCGCAGUCGCAGUUGGAGUCGCAGUCGAUCUCGCAGUUAUUCCAGCCACAGCAGCUACGACAGUCCAGGCUUCUGAGGGUAACCUUGGGGGGGGGGGGUCAUGUCCAGAGUCCAAUUCCAUUUUACCCUUCUAUAAUGUGAUCGAAUCAUUUCCAAGUAUUUGGCCAAGGACUAAAAAAUUGAAAUAAAAACAUUGAAAUUGAGCACUAAAUUUAAGAAGCUUCAAAAACAAAUGCAUUUAGCUUUUCCCAAUUAUAGACAGUAUAUUUGUAAUUGCCUGCGACACACCCACCAUAAUGAAAAUCUGUUCAAAAUAACCACACAUUUAAUAGUUCUAUCCCUUUCUUUUAAAUUUCAAAUCCAUUGCUGUGGUGUUUAAAUAUUUCCCCCAAAUCAGUUCAUACAUCAAACUUAGAUUUGCUAGAGCCCUUGAACAAAUCUUGCUAUUUUCAGCAUGUUCUUUCACUUCUUUUAAAAAAAAAUAACCAAAAAUAAAUAGGUACUUUCAUAUAUAUAUAGAUACUGUAUGUAUACAUUAAAAAUAAGUGCCGAGUAUCCAACACAUGAUAUGAAAAAGCCACCAUUUAGCCCCCCCCCCCCCCCCCUAAAAUGAGCGGCAAGAUCAAUGAAAGAACAAAAGAGGACAAAAUAACUUUUUUUAUGCUUAAAAGUUACAUUUUAUGUUUGUCUGUAUAGAUUUCUUCUGGCUUUGUAAACUAUGCACUGUAUACUCCAUUAAGUUGCAAGAAUCCAGGUGACACACUAUAGCAUGGCCAAUCGGGAAGCCUUUUGUCAUGGGAUGGGAUGUGGCCCUAAUGAAUCUUUUAGGAUACUACUAUUAUGGUAUGCCAGCCAGCCGCAAGCAAGUUAGACAAAAUGUAUUUCAAGAUGUCGCUUUCCAUGUAAGUACCAAUGAGGCUGGCCUGGCACUGUACAGGAAAAACCUACUGCAAAACUUUCCAUGCACAUGUUUUGUGAGAUGACUAUUUAAUGUAUUUAUUUAUUUAUUGACAUUGAUUUAUUUAUGUAUUUAUUUAUUUAUUGGACUAUUUAUUAUUUGAAGUUAUCGAACCUGUUUUUAGCCGCAAAGCUGGUCGAAUCACACUUCGGCUGUUGUGAAAAUGGACUGUAUGCAUCCAUGUUGCUUAGGUGGAAGACUUCCACAUAAGCCGUCUGGCUGAAGAUGCACUCUUCUAUGUUAAAGAUUGUUCAAUUGAACCCCCCUCAUUAUUUCAUGGAGUGGUUCAAUACAUGACUAACAGUCUCCUUCCAAAGUCUACAUUCCAUUGUAUCGCACAUUUUACCCAUUUGGACAGUUACAUCCUCACAAAAAAUAGAAUUUUCAUGCUUUGGUGCAAAGUCCAGACCUCAACUCCAUUUUAAAAGCUGUUCAGCACCUGAGAAGUUGAAACGUACUCCACAUUUUCAUCAUUUGUCAUCCUUGGCAAAGUGUCCCAAUACUUUUGCCUAUAAAGCAUAAAAGCCAAGUUGAGCAGAGUCUUAGUCAGGAUCUGUCCUACCUGGUCCAUGUUCAUUUACAGAAGUAAAUCGAGUCAUUUACAGAAGUCAGGCUCCACCGCAAAGUCUUCCUCCCACUUUUUCAUGUCUUAUGUCAUCAACACUUUGUUCCCAUUCCGUGUAAAACCCCGAAUAAAAAAAAAAAGCCCGUCCUUAAUUUAUUCCAAAUAUAACACUGCCCCUUUUCAUCCAUUGACGCCUUCUUUGUAGUGUACAACUUCAUAUUCCUGACAAUAAAUUGAAACAAGUGGGCGACACAAA